Danaus plexippus (monarch butterfly) is the source of this 2865-nucleotide messenger RNA. RefSeq names its product xylosyl- and glucuronyltransferase LARGE2s-like. Gene Ontology annotation, biological process: protein O-linked glycosylation via mannose. The transcript has 13 exons. The coding region runs from base 312 to 2390 and encodes 692 amino acids. Gene Ontology annotation, molecular function: xylosyltransferase activity; glucuronosyltransferase activity. The record is from RefSeq and is a predicted model, not a curated record. Lineage: Eukaryota; Metazoa; Arthropoda; Insecta; Lepidoptera; Nymphalidae.
UUUGUACAAACAGAAAAAAUAUUAUUAUGGACUAUCAAUCAAAUUUAAAAAAACAUUGUAUCUCUUAAAUAAACUCCAUAGAACUAGUGAGUGGACCGAGUUAUAACAAUUGUUUAGUUCAAAUUUCCGUUCUUAUUUUAGUUUUCCGGUGUUAUUCUUAUUAUUGAGUUCCUGUUGAUUGUCUAUUUAGUAUUUUGUGUGUAUGUAUAAGUGUGUCGUAUUAGAAUUUCAGGAUAAAAUGAUCUAACAAAUAUGAAAGAAAAAUCACUGUAUGACAUCAAGAGUGCAUUAAUAAUAAUAAUGACUUUAAAAUGAAUUUCACAUCAAAAAAUGUCUUCACUUGUCUAUUUUUUCGACCCUGGCUAGGCGUGCCGUUGGGUAUAUGGGUGGCUGUGUCUAUUGUGUAUUAUUGGUGGUUAAUAUCCAGAAUUGAUGUGUUGGAAACUGAAAAUAAAGUGAUCAAGAAGCAAUUAUCAUUGGGUAGUGUUCACGAAGUCAUUGACGGAGCCACCAGUUAUACCGUGCCUGAGAUCCCAGAUGUUGUUGGUACUCUGUGUGAAACGGUCCACAUAGCUUUGGUGUGUAUGGGGAAAUGCACUCGUAACAUAACACCAAUGUUGAAGUCUCUCCUACAUCAUCGACAGAAUCCCAUACAUUUCCACUUUAUAGUCGACCCGGAAUCAAUGCGGACUUUAAAUAAACUGUUUGAAACGUGGGAUUUGCCCGACGUGAAAUACAGCUGCUAUGACGCCCAAGACCGUCUGUCUGAGGUCAAAUGGAUCCCCAACAACCACUACUCUGGUGUAUAUGCACUCGUCAAACUUCUCUUCCCCAGCAUAUUGCCGGAUAAACUGGAACAGGUUAUAGUACUGGACUCUGAUCUAACAUUCCUCUCCGAUGUUUCUCAGCUGUGGCACAUGUUCAGAAACAUGAGCAGUCUGCAGUUCAUAGGACUAGUUGAAAACGAAAGCAACUGGUACACCAAUCAGAAAACAAGAUGGCCGGCGCUACGACGCGGAUACAAUACGGGUGUCAUGUUGUUAGAUUUAUAUAAAAUAAGAUCACUCAUAAGCUGGACUAGUGUUUGGCAGAAGACCGUCAAUGAAAAUCUUAACAGGCUCAAAACCACCGCUCUGGCUGAUCAAGACGUUAUAAACGCGAUCAUAAAGAACCAUCCCCACAUUGUCUAUGACAUCAGCUGUCAUUAUAACGUGCAAAUGUCAACUCAAACGUUAGCCAAGAACUGUUACGGUGAAGACGUUAAAAAUAUUAAGAUAUUACAUUGGAAUUCUCCCAGCAAAUACAACAUCCGUAUCCGGGACGCUGAUUAUUUUAAAAACAUUCAUCAAUCAUAUGUUAAUUUCGAUGGCAAUUUGUUGAGGGAGAAGUUGCAUCGGUGCUCUCAAAACGAAGUUGUGACAUACAAGAUGAACCAUUCAGACCUUUGCCUAAGCUUCCGAGCUGCUCAAAGAGUAAAGUUAAGAACGCACAUAUACUACAUGGACUAUAGCUAUAUGAAUGUUGACAAUUUUGAUGUAACUCUAGUUCUACAAUUGUCUAUGGACAGAUUACAGUUUUUGGAGAGGAUUGUCAAAUAUUGGGAAGGUCCGUUGAGUGCUGCCAUCUACCUGUCCGACUGUGAAGUUACUAAACUAGAAAGUAUCCUAAGGGAUUGGUCGUCAACACUUAACAUAAAAAAUAAUAUUGGAUACCACUUGGUGUUUAAGCAUGAUUCGGUACAUUAUCCAGUGAACUAUCUUCGUAAUGUAGCCUUGGAGAACGUGAACACUCCAUAUGUGUUCCUUAUGGACGCCGAUUUCGUACCAAUGGCCGGUCUGUACAGUUAUCUGAGGGAAUCAAUAAAGUUGAUCAACCCGUAUCCACAGAAGAAGUGUCUGGUGGUGCCGGCGUUUGAAACUCAAAGGUAUAGGGCUUCACCACCCCGGUAUAAGGAGGAAUUGUUAUCCAGGCUCUCCAUCAAACACCUUGGGGAUGUUGCUCCGUUCAGGGCCAGAGAGUGGCCCAGGGGACACAGGGCUACUAACUACAUAAGGUGGUCGACUGCCACUGCCCCGUAUGAGGUAGAUUGGCAGUCGGACUACGAACCGUACCUAGUGGCACAUCGCAGCAUUCCUAAAUACGACACGAGAUUCUCUGGCUUCGGAUGGAAUAAAGUGUCUCACAGCGUUGAACUCCGUGCCCAAGGAUACAAACUGUCGGUGCUGCCGGGCGCGUUCGUGGUACACACGCCGCACGCCCCCUCCCCUGACAUCACAGCCUUCAGAGCCGAUCCGCACUAUCGCGUAUGUCUAUCACUUUUGAAACAAGAGUUCAUGGACGAUCUCAAGAGGAAGUACAACGUCACACUCGAUGAUAACCAAAGAAAAUAGUAUUUAUUUAAAGUAGUAAUUAUUAUUAUUUUUAUAUUUCCUGCAAGCCUAAAAUCGAAAUUUAAUAUAUUAAUGGAAUACGUAUAUGCUUUAAAAUGAGAUUAAAUAGAAAUAUCAUUUUUAAUAUCUCUCACUGUUAUUUGGUAACUAAUAUGCGUAUUUGUAAGCAAACAAUUUAAGUAUUUGUGGCCUAAUUCACUAUAAAGGCCUAUAUACACUGUUGUAUUAAUUUUUUUUGGUGCGCGUAGCAAUUUUAUAUAUUUCGAAGUAAAAUAUACACAUUCAGCUAGCAUUAUAUAUUAGAUAAAUAAUUAGGAAAGCAAUCUCAAAAGUACCUUUAUACGUUUCCACCCAAUGUUCCUUGUAAUACAAAUAAUAUAGAUAUUAUAUAUUUUAAUUAUAAUUUAAGCCUAACAUCUUCAUCGUAUCAUUAUUUUUAUAAUAACAUAGUAUUAAUAAAACAUUUUUAAAUGAA